Molecule: messenger RNA, 756 nt
Organism: Saccostrea cuccullata (small rock oyster)
Lineage: Eukaryota; Metazoa; Mollusca; Bivalvia; Ostreida; Ostreidae
Exons: 2
Coding region: 219-593 (124 amino acids)
Source: RefSeq, a predicted model, not a curated record
UCUUCACUCUAACGCGCAAGGCUGUAUACUAAUACAAAUACCGCGAGCGCAAGCAGAUCGCCCACAAAUACAAUAGACAAAACUAUAGCAAGGAUGAACUGACGAUGGUCGCCAAAGUCAUUUUCCUUGACUUUACAGUGAAUAGCAAUCGUUUUUAUUAACGCUGGAGCACAACUAAAUAGGAUUCAUAUCCGCUUUAUAAUCUUAGACAUAUCAGGAUGAGAUACCACUCUUAUUUUUGGAUUGUAGUGAUUCUAUUUGGUUUAGCAGACUUUGCAAGUACUUAUCCAGUGGACGUGGAAGAUUUAGAAGAUGGCGACAUCCUCCUGGAGGACAAACGAUCUCUCGUUCCAACCGAUCCAAAUAUAGACUGGGCACGCGCGGAAUCCCUGCCUUUCAGCAGAGACAAUUUGAUGACAAUUGACCGACGGUCCAUUUACAGUUGGCAUCGACCCGGAAGACGACCGAGUUAUAUAAUCCCAUAUUACAGGAUCGGAGACGGUGUCAAUUAUCUAUAUGACGGCGGGGUACGGCCUUCAAGAGUCGGAAUAUCCUUGUCAAGAGUCGCCCCCUAUCGUCAGUUUCGACCUUGAUGGAUGAAAAAAUACGAUGCUUUGAUAAAAUUUUAAACAAUUCAUUGCUGAUUAAAUUUCACAAUCAUAAUAUUUUUGAUUGUCGUCACACUAUUUUGCAUUCCUUAUGAAUCAACGUAAAAUUGGUUUGGUAAUGGAUCUUCAAUAAAUGUGCGUUUUGAAA